Diaporthe amygdali is the source of this 999-nucleotide messenger RNA. RefSeq lists its product as uncharacterized. The record is from RefSeq and is a predicted model, not a curated record. Lineage: Eukaryota; Fungi; Ascomycota; Sordariomycetes; Diaporthales; Diaporthaceae. The coding region runs from base 1 to 999 and encodes 332 amino acids. The transcript is spliced from 5 exons.
AUGGAUCCCUUCUCAGCAUUCACGUCGGUGGUCGCGGUCAUCGAGCUGGUCGGGAGGGUAUCGAUCUCGGCGGCGUCCCUGAUGCGCGAUGUCAAGGACGCGAGGACGGACAUGAUCCAGGUCCGCAAGGAUCUGGGGGGCCUGUCCGCGGUCCUGAAAAUGGUGGACGAGGAUCUGUCCCUGAGGAACCGCCGCCCCGACGCGGCCGUCGACGGCAUCGCGAACAACUGCCUCGCGGUCUUGUCAGAAAUCGAGGCGGUCCUCGGCGAGGGGAGGUCCCGGUUCGCGUGGGCUGCGUCGAGAAAGGAAAGGGUGGACAAGCUUCGGGCGAGGCUCAAUGAGUAUACGCUGUGGCUUGAUGUCGCACUGGGCUACAGUACCAGGGUCGUCGUCCACGAUAUCAAGAGCGACACGGCGUCCAUCCUCGGGAAAGUCGACAAUAUCGAGCGGUACAUACUGCGCAGAACGUGGGCGGAGAUCACCAAGCCUGGCAUGAGAACUACCGUGAGGAUGUGUCCCCCCGCGCAAACGGCCCCAGGGGUCUCGCACUCAAGACAACCGCAACAGCUACCAUGGCAAGGGCCGUCGGGCGCGCCUGGUACUGCCAUUGCAAAUGCCACCAUCGCAAAGGCUGCCGGGCGCACCUGGUGUGGGUGGGCUACAUGCACCUCAACCAACAAAUCACCACGGUUCGCUACAGCCGCCGCCGGUUGCGGCUGCCGCCACCACAAAGACUGCCAGGCGCACCUGGUGUGGGUGGGCUACAUGCACCUCAACCAACAAGUCACCACGGUUCACAACAGCCGCCGUCGGUUUCGGCUGUCUCGGCAGUACUUGAACUUGUGGGCAUCUCAAGAAGCAUGCGAGGGCUUUCAAGAGGUGGUCCGCAUGCUUGAUCUUGUCAUGGAGAUGGAGAUUGGUAACGUUUGCAAGACGCGGCAAGAGAAGUUCUUUCAUUUUGGGAGAAGGGGAGAGGGCAAGGUUACCAAUUCCGCAUGA